UUGUUAUUCAUUUUGCUACCUAUUUUGUUUCUCAGAACUUAGAAAAAAAAGAAAAAAAGAAAAAAAGAAAAAAAGAAAAAAAAAUGCAAUUUGUUGUUGCCAUCGUUAGCUCUUUUGUAGCCACCAUCGUUAGCUCUUUUGUAGCCGCCAUCGUUGGCUCUUUUGUCGCCACGGCUGCAGAAUACACGAUCUCUCACAUCAAAAACCAUAUCAAAUACCUUUCCAAUCAUGAGAACCAGAUUCAGACCCUCAAGAAUCAAGCUGAGAGCCUGAAGGAUGCAAGAGAAAGAGUGCAGCACUCGGUUGAUGCUGCUAAACGAAACGGGGAGGAGAUCUAUCAUGAUGUGGACAACUGGUUGACUACAGUCGACAAGAUCGCUGAAGAAGUAAAGAAAGUAUUGCAAGAUGAAGAAAAAGCAAAGAAAAAGUGUUUCAUCGGCUUGUGUCCUAAUUUUUGGACUCGUUACAAGCUUAGCGUGAAAGCUGAAGAGAAGACGAAGGCUGUUGCUGAGCUACUUGAGCAGCGGGACAAAUUUGACAGGGUUUCUUUUCGUGCACCACUUAAAUGUUUCGAAGAAUUCAAGUCAAGGAUGUCGGUUUUGAAUGGAAUCAAGGAGGCACUGAAAGAUGAUAGUAUCUACGUUAUAGGGGUGCAUGGGAUGGGUGGCAUAGGAAAGACUACGCUAGUCAAAGAAAUUGCUAGACAGGUCAAGGAGGGCAAGUUAUUUGAUUCAGUGGCUAUAGCAACUGUAACUCAGACCCUUGAUGUUAAGGGAAUUCAAGACCAAAUUGCAGAUUUAUUGGGUUUAAGAUUUGAGGAACCGAGUAUGGAAGGAAGGGCACGUCGACUGCGAGACAGCUUGAAAAAAGAGAAGAAGAUUCUUGUUGUUUUGGAUGAUAUAUGGGAAAGGUUAGAUCUUGAAGAAGUUGGGAUUCCUUUUGGAAAUGAACAUGAGGGAUGCAAGAUUCUGCUAACUUCUAGAGAUUUCAAUGUCUUAUCAAGUGGGAUGGAUACUCAGGCAAAUUUUGCAGUUGGCCUUUUAAAUGAAGAAGAAGCCUGGGACCUGUUUAAAAAGAUGGCGGGUGACUGUGUUGAAAGAAAUGAUUUGCGGACCACAGCUAUUGAAGUAGCAAAUAAAUGUGCGAGGCUGCCAAUCGCCAUUGCAACAGUUGCAAGGGCUUUGAGAAACAAAGAUUUGUUUGAAUGGAAGAAUGCUUUGCGUGAACUAAAGAGGCCUUCAUCAAGAAACUUUAAAGGGGUAACAGCGGACGUAUAUUCGGCAAUAAAGUUGAGUUACAAUUAUUUAGAAAGUGAGGAAGUUAAGUUGACUUUCUUGCUUUGCAGUUUCUUAGGCCAUAAUGGGUUGAUUCAAGACUUGUUGAAAUAUAUAAUCGGUCUGGGUUUGUUUCAUGGCGUUCGCACAAUAGAGGAAGCAAGAGACAGUGUAUUGACAGUGGUGAGUAAACUGAAAGCCUCUUGUCUGUUGCUUGAUAGUUACAACAAUGAACGGUUUGAUAUCCAUGACGUUGUUUGGUAUGUUGCUACAUCAAUUGCCAGAAGCGACCGCUGCAUGUUUGCGCUAAUAAAUGAUGAUGUGCUGAAUGUGUGGCCUGAAAACGAGGCGAUGAGAAAUUGCAGUUGGAUUAAUUUACUUUAUCCUGAUAUUAGUGAGCUCGGUGAGCUUCCUGAGGAGAUGGAAUGUUCACUUCUUUCCUUUUUCCAUAUGGCUCACGAAGGUUCAGUGGAAAUUCCAGCCAACUUCUUUAGACGAACAGAAAGACUCAAAGUCUUAGAUUUGACUGGAAUGCACUUUCCAUCCCUACCCCUGUCAAUUGAACUCCUCACACACCUUCACACGUUGUGUCUAAGCCAAUGUGCACUAGAAGACAUUGCCAUCGUUGGGAAGCUCAAGAAUUUAAAAAUCCUGAGCCUUGCUCGAUCAGACAUUGAAGUACUACCUCAGGAGAUAGCACAAUUGACUCAGUUAAGGAUGCUAGAUUUGAGUCAUUGUACUAGACUCAAAAUCAUCCCACCAAAUGUCUUGUCGAGUUUGUCCAAAUUAGAAGAAUUAUAUUUGGAGAAUAGCUUUGCUCAAUGGGAAGAUGAAGUACUCGGCAAAGACAGGAGAAAUGCUAGUCUUGGGGAGUUAAAUCAUUUGUCUCAUCUGACCACAUUUUAUGCUCUUAUUCCUAAUGCCCAAGUAAUUCCAAAACAUAUGUUCAUUCGGGCAUUGGACAGAUACGGGAUUCUCAUUGGAGAUGAGUGGGAAAGGUACAAUGACUAUGAAUACUCAAGAACAUUGAAAUUCAAGUUGUAUACAAGCAUUCACAGGGAUCAUGGGGUAAAAAUAUUGAUGAACAAGACUGAGGAUUUACAUCUGGAUCAACUUAAAGGCAUCAAGAAUGUACUUGCUGAGUUAAAUAAUGGGGAAGAUUUUCCAGAUUUAAAGAAACUUCACAUCCAAAAUGGUCGGGAGGUCCAAUAUAUCGCAACAGAGAAAAUUAAGCUUUCUCGAUUGCAGUCCAUGACACUUGAAGGUCUGCCACAGCUCAUUAACUUCUGCUCUCAAGACAAAAGGUGUUCCACAUCCCAGCCGGAGCAGGGAAACACGAGCUCUGAGCCCUUGCCACUUUUCAAUACGCAGGUAUUAAUUUGUUUUGUGGAUUAUUCCAUAUUCCAACUUUGGCUUUUAUGGAUUAGACAAAAAAAAAAAAAAACUUUAGCUUUUGUGCAUAUUUUCUUUGUGUUCUCUCACUUGGAAAGCGUGCGAUUGUCCUCAAUUAACGCCAAAAGAAUAUGGCACAGCCAGCUUUCAGAGACAUGUUAUGGCGUUCCGAAUUUAAAGAGCUUGAUCAUUGAGGGCUGUGACAACUUGGAAUAUCUAUUAUCGCCCUCUAUUGCUAGAAGUCUGGUGCAGCUCAAACACUUUAAGAUAGAGAAAUGCAUGUGCUUAAGAGAUGUAAUAUCUACAGAGGAAAUAGAAGAAGAAAAGGAAGCUGUGAUUUGUUUCCCUCGAUUAGACUCCCUGGAGAUACAGAAUCUUCAUAAUCUCAUCAAAUUCUGCUCAGGAAAUUACAAUAUUGAGUUCCCAGACUUGAAAGUGCUGACAAUCGAGCAUUGCCCAAAAUUAAGAGAAUUUAUUUAUGAAAAUAAAACGGAGGGGAACUAUCAGUCUAGUACACAAGCUCUCUUCGAUGAGAAGGCUGCAGUUCCUAGCUUGAAAAGCAUGACAAUCUCCCACUUGAGAAAUGUGAAGAAGAUAUUUCAUAACGAACUUCUAGCUGGUUCCUUCUGUAAAUUAGAAGAAAUGGCAGUUGAAAACUGUGAUGAGUUAUUGACUGUUUUUUCAUCUACUAUAGUCGGAGUAUUUAGCUGUCUGGAAAAGCUUAAGGUGCAAAACUGUGGUUCACUACAACAGAUAUUUGAGGUUGGAGGGUUAAAUAUCAAAGAAACACACGCUGUACAUUGCCAACUAAGAGAAUUGUACAUUUUUCAGCUACCAAAACUGAAGCACGUUUGGAACGAUCCCCUUGGAAUUCUUGCAUUUCAAAAUCUACGAAAAGUAGAUGUAUGGCUUUGUCCAAGUCUGAUAAAUCUAUUUCCAGCGUCAACAGCCAAAGAUCUUCCUCAACUUGAAAUUCUAACGGUGAGUUUUUGUGGGGUGGAGGAGAUUGUGUCGGCAGGGGAAGGAUUGGAGAACCCUCUUGGGUUUAAGUUUCCUCAAGUGUCUUACCUGAAGCUUACACACCUGAAUGACCUCAAAUGGUUUUGUCCAGGGCAACACACAACAGUUUGGCCGAUGUUGAAAAAGUUGGAGACAGAUUAUUCAACUUUACUUAAGAUAGUAGCUUCCGAACGUCUUAGCAUCCAAGAAUUGAAUGGGAAUGACCAACGAGAAUCUACAAUUCGACAGCCACUUUUCUUGGUUGAAGAGGGCAUUCCCAAAUUAGAGGAACUGCGGUUAAGAAAAAUUGAUGAUAUUGCAAUGGUAUGUAAUGGCCAGUUUCCAGCGGACUUCUCUCACCAGAUAAGACAUUUUGCGCUGCAUGCCUCCCGUAUUGGAUCUGCUAGCUUUCCAAUUAAUUUCUUCCAAAUAUUCUACAAUCUGGAAAUUCUUGAAUUUUGGAACUGCGACUUAAAAAAUCUAGUCUCUUGUGAAGGAGAUGUUGUUGAGAAGCCAGAUGGAGGGACACUCCUCUCUCGAAUUAGAAAGUUAAAAUUGAAUUAUUCUAGAAAUCUUACACAUAUAUGGAAGAAAGAUUCAGUGCUAGCCCACAUUCUUCCUAAUCUUGAAACUCUUGAAGUCAAGGGAUGUGAUGAUUUGAUAAGUUUUGGAUCCUCACCCUCCUCAGCAUCUUUUCAAAAUCUCACAACUUUGGAAGUGAAUUGGUGCAACAUGAUGAUAAACUUGGUUACACCUUCAGUAGCCCUGAAUCUGGUACAAUUAACGACAAUGAGGAUAACGGAUUGCAUUACAAUGACAGAAGUUGUUGCAAACGAGGGAUCAGAUGGAACAACAUAUAAUAGGAUAAUAUUUUUCAGCAAAUUGAAAUAUUUGGAACUCAGCCGUUUACAGAGCCUCGCAAGCUUUUGUCCAGGGAAUUACGCCUUCGAGUUUCCUUGUUUGGAAGAAUUAAUUGUGUGUGGGUGUCCUAACUUGAAGAUCUUUUCUCAGGGUGUUUUAAGCACCCCACGACUACGAAGAGUAAAAGAGUCGCGUUAUCAUCACAAAGGGCGUUGGACUAGUGACCUUAAUAUCACCAUACAACAGUUGUACUCAGAAAAGGUUGGAUACCAUGACAUAUAUCAUUUCAAAUUCUCAGACGCAUUUCCCGAGUUGAUGGAAAUAUGGAAUACCAACCCUCAAGAAAUUAUGGCCUUCAAAAACCUUGGAAGAGUGGAAUUUUGUAAUUGUAGCAGCUUGAAAUACAUAUUUACACUCGCUAUGGCUUUGAAUCUCAAGCAACUUUACCAUUUAGAAGUAAAAGAAUGCAGUACAAUGGAAGAAGUCAUCGUGGAGCAAGGCGUUGAGGAGGAACCAACGACAGAUAAGUUAACAAUAUUCCCCUCGCUUUGGAACAUAGAAAUUGAAUCAUGUCUCAACCUGACAAGUUUUUAUUUGGGAAGUUGAGCUCUUGAAUUUCCAUCGUUAAAACACAUUAGAAUAGCUGACUGUCCAAAAAUGACUACAUUUUCAAGAGAUAAGCAGGAAGGGACAACUAGCGAUGGAAAUGAAAAAAGGCUUGGUCAGGGGGACGUCUAUAUUACAGCAACCUUUUUCAGCCAUAAGGUUGUCUCUCCCAAAUUGAAGAGGUUGGAUUUGUCCUCAAUUAACAUUCAAAGGAUAUGGCACGAGCAACAACUCCCAUCCUCGUUAUAUAUUGAGAAAUUAGAAUUCUUGAGGGUGAAGAGCUGUCACAAUUUGAAAUAUCUGUUUCCAUCUUUCAUGGCAAAAGAUUUUGUGCAACUCAAAAGCCUUGAUAUUUGGGACUGUAAGAUCAUGGAAGAAGUAAUCUUCAUUGAAGGAUUGACAGAAGAAGAAAGGAUGAGCCAGACGUUAUUCCCUAAACUAGAUUUCCUGUGGCUCAAAGACCUUCCCGAACUCACAAGAUUCUGCUUUGAACCUUACUUUAAAUUCCCAUGCUUGAGAAUUUUAGUGCUAGCAAAUUGUCCUUUACUGA
Durio zibethinus is the source of this 5682-nucleotide messenger RNA. The record is from RefSeq and is a predicted model, not a curated record. NCBI's taxonomy places the organism in Eukaryota, Viridiplantae, Streptophyta, Magnoliopsida, Malvales, Malvaceae.